Messenger RNA from Tuber aestivum (summer truffle), 2159 nucleotides. NCBI's taxonomy places the organism in Eukaryota, Fungi, Ascomycota, Pezizomycetes, Pezizales, Tuberaceae. The record is from the annotation of a GenBank genome assembly.
GGCUUAAGUUACUCACCGUUAGAUGACAUUACCAGCACUCUACUGGUACUCGUACAGUACCGUAUCCGACCCUCACUCUAUUUCCUUCUUUUUUCUUUAAUUUUCCCUAACCUGCUGACUCUCUUCAUAUCAUACAGUCUACCGGUACAAGUACAAGCACCGUACUAGCACCGUACUGUGCUCGUUCGAGCAGCAGGGUGGGAAUGCCUGUACUCAGUACAGGUACGGCACAAGUUAAGUAUGAUACUGUACAAUACGGUGCCGAGUUACAUCGAACAGAUUUACAGCAUCACUCUCUCGCUCUUUGGAACAGAUCCCAGACCAAAUGUUACACACACUCUCAUUCGAAACGGAGAAGAGGCCUCCCAAGAGAAAAGCUGGUCCAUUGCGAAUCUAGCGUGGGUUUAUCAGGGAGAUUGAUCAGAUUUGGUGGGCGCUAGAGACUCAACUUAGUUACUGAGGGCAUUCUCCGGAACAGAAUGAGGAGCAGGAGGACGAAGGGGCUGGAUCAAAUGGGCACGAUACCUGUAAUUUGUGUCUAAUGAGAGCGAAGGCUGAAAGCCAUGAAAACUUUUAGGGGGUAAAAGGCGAAAGAAAGAGGGAAUGUCUCACAUCCCCCUCUCACUCACUUCCGCUUUCUCAGCUUCUCCCUCUUCCCCCUUCUCCCUUCCCUUAAACACCAGAGGGUUCCGUCCGAUCGAGCAAUCUACAUUGUCCUAUCAUACCUUUACUAGUACAGGCACGCCAAUACUAUAAUCUAUCCUACGGAACGCGUCCCGGAGGGAAAUCAUGUUUUCACAGCUGCUCCUUUUCGCUUUGCUCUUAUGUAGCUUGGCCUGUGGUGCCCCACGGGGUGCCGAGCCAACGCCUUCGAACCCAUCGCUGGUCGUGCCGGUAGUAGAGAUCACUCCGGCUCCGACGAUGCCACCCGUUGUGGCCGAAUUGCUCCGCCGGAGUUCAAAUCCUGCCAUUGUCCCUAGGGAUGAUUCGGAUUUGAUGAAACGGCAGGCCUGUGGCGCCUUUUAUGUUACUUGCGAUACCGGUAGCUGCUGCUAUAUUGGCCAAGAAUGUUUUAGGAAUUCUGCCGGGGUAGAUAGUUGCCGAUAUCCGUACUUCCUCCAAUAUCCCUUUUUUUCUCUCUCCUUUCCUUUGAAAAUCCGACCAAUAACCGUUGACCGAAUUACAGUGAAAUGUUUGACUAUUCGUCACUUCUAUCAUCACUGACGGCAAUUUACGGAGGGUAUUCGUACAGUAAUGAUGCCGAGUUAUACUCCAGUAUUUAUGCUUCGUAUCUGAACCUUUUCACGUCUUUACCGGGUGGGCGUCCUACCGGGGGGUCUAACCCACCCGCUAGUACUGCUAAAACCGGAUCAUCGAGCUCUAAUUCCGGCUCUGGCAGCAGCUCCAGCUGGGGCGACACCACCACUAGCACUAGCAAAAAGAAGUCCAACACAGGCAUGAUAGUUGGAAUAGCUGUGGGCUCAGCAGUAGGUGUCGCUAUCAUAGCGACCAUAAUCUGGUAUUUUUGGAGGAAACGCAAGCCAACUCCGACCCCUUAUCCCGCGGGCAUGGCGCAAACAGGCACUACACCGUUCCAACAACAUCCAGGAUCGCAGCCCGCGUAUGCUGGCCAGGCUGCUCAGGUCGACAUAAAGCCUGCGCAAGUGUACCAGUUCCAGCAGCAGCCACUUGCAACAGAGAUCGGUGGGACGGGAAUUGCACCGCAACAGGCGCCUUCAGGGAACGCGUCCUAUGCUGUGCAAGGUGCUGGGUAUCAGGGACCGAUUUCUCCACCACCCACGCACCCAUCUGCUCAGGAGAUGAGUGGGGAUACGCAGUUCUUGCCGCACCAACAGCACCCACAGCACCCACAGCAUCCACAGCAACUUCAGUACGGGCCUCCUAGAAAUGGGACGCUGGGACCACCUGCCGAGAUGGAUGCGGGGCAAGGAAGAUAGUGCGGGCUGUGCGUUUCUGGCUUGGAUAAGGGCUUAUACGUUUCAUACGGAGUUGGUUGAUACUUUAAUUUUCUGAGAUUGGGUAUGAGUGGGACCGCGUUUUUGUCUUUGGGUACUGGUGACUUGAUGAGGGGAGGGUAAUGGGAGCUAUGGCUCAUGUCAAUAUGUUCUUGUAGAUCAAUGAAAUCCGAAUUCAUUAUG